CUUGCGGAAGACCAACACCAGCUUCUCUGGAGAAGGCCUAGAUGAAGAAACUGAGACCCAAAGAGAGAUAGUAACUUGUCCAGGGCUACUGCCAGUAUGGAGCCUCCUGCCGUGGUGUCUCUGCUGCUUGUGUCCUUGGGCCUCAUGGAAGCACUUCAGGCCCAGAGCCAUUCCAUCAUUCAACGAGACCUCUUCUCUCAAGAAAUGCCCCUGGACAUGGCCCCAGCCUCCUUUGAUGACCAGUAUGCUGGCUGUGCAGCAGCCAUGACAGCUGCUCUCCCGGAUCUCAACCAAACAGAGUUCCAGGCCAACAAAGUGUAUGCCGAUGGCUGGGCACUGGCAAGUAGCCAGUGGCAGGAGCGCCAGGCCUGGGGACCAGAGUGGGGCCCCAGCCCAACCCGGCUGCCCCCACAACCCCCUGGCUUCCGCGAUGAGCAUGGGGUGGCCCUCCUGGCCUACACAGCCAACAGCCCCUUGCACAAGCAGUUCAACGCAGCUGUGCGGGAGGCGGGCCGCUCUCGAGCCUUCUACCUCCACCACUUCUCCUUCAAGACACUCCAUUUCCUGCUGACUGAGGCCCUGCAGCUGCUGGGCAAGGGCCAGCGUUCACCCCAGUGCCACCAGGUGUUCCGAGGAGUGCACGGGCUGCGUUUCCGGCCAGCAGUGCCUGGGGCCACUGUAAGGCUGGGGGGAUUUGCCUCUGCCUCCCUGCAGAAUGUUGCAGCCCAGCAGUUUGGGGAGGACACCUUCUUUGGCAUCUGGACCUGCCUUGGGGCACCAAUCAAGGGCUACUCCUUCUUCCCUGGGGAGGAUGAGGUGCUGAUCCCCCCCUUUGAGACCUUCCAGGUAAUCAAUGCCAGCAGACAAGCCCAGGGCCCUGCCCGCAUCUACCUCCGGGCCCUGGGCAAGCGCAGCACAUACAACUGUGAGUACAUUAAAGACAAGCAGUGCAAGUCUGGGUCCUGCCAUCUGGGUAACUCAGCCAUGGGUCAAGGCCCCCUUUCUUCAUUCUGGUCCCUCCUACUGCCGCUCUGGCUCCUUGUCGGGGGAAACUUUCCAUAGAGUCCAGGCCUCCCAUCAUCUAUCCAACAUGGAACAGCCCUGCCUGCUGCCUCUACCUAGCAUGGGAAUGUCGACCAUGUGUGUGUUAAGGGCAGCCAGGAUCCAUGGUAACUCCAUCUGCAGGGAACUCUGGGAUGUUGGUAGCUGCCAGGCCUGCUGAUGGAGAAAUAAGGGAAUCUGAGGACUGAGCCUUAGCCAAGGCUCUAAGAAUGAGACACUGAAUAGAGGUGGGGGUCUCUAGAAGAGGCAACAACUGACUUGGAGGUUAGAGAUUAAACUAGUUUGGGGGGAGGGAAUGGGGAGGAAAGCACGUGGCCAGGGUAUUUGCUGGUGUUACUCAAAUGCCUCACAUGUGCACCUGGAAGGCUCCUAUUUGCUCUCCCGAGAAGCCUUCUCUGACCUCUCCCACCUGGCUGGGCUAGGGACCCUACCCAUCUGCUCCCACAGGUCCCUAGGUGCUUCUCUACACCCCGUGUUCAUGUUUGCCUCCCGUGUCAGACUGUGAGCAUCCUGAGGGCAGGGACUGGGUCUAAAGCAGAAGUAGUGCUAGAAAACAUGUAAGUCAAAAAGGAACACAUAUCUUGUGAAUGGCUCGUCUCUGCACUGCCACACUCCGGAUAUUUGCAAGCUCUGUGCAUGUCAGUGUGUGGGAAUGAUGUGGACUAUCUCUAGCUCCAGAAGGUAGAAAGCAGGAGGCAUAGCAAAGACAGCAUUAGGUUCUCUGUCAGGGUCUCAACUGAAUGCUCAAUUGAAUUAUUGUCAGCAAAGACAUAAUUUUUGCUCUGAUCUAUGCUUCUUAGAGUCCUGUCUCUAGAGAGACAAACCUGGACCCCCAACUUCCACUACCACAGGCCCAGAGGUUAAGACAGGACAUCAAAGAGGUGCCAGGCACACAUUUAUUUUAUUAUGAGUUGGGGCUCUGGGGCCAAAAUCCCAGUGUGGCCUCUUGCUCUGGAAACUAGAAUCCUGAAUCCUUUUCUUGGAGUCCUAGGCAGGGACUGGCAAGACCAAGUCCCUAAAACAAUAACCACUGAGGAAGGAACAGAAGACAGAGAAACAUGGUAAUUCUGUUUCUCAUAUAACCCACACUCUUGCCACCAACAACUCUAACACUCAGCAUCAAAGUCCAAUUCUGUUCCUCCAGGACUGUAUUUUGAUCUUGACGCUUAGAGUUCCUCUUCCCCAUGGAUUAAGGGAUUGGCAAGCUCUGGAUUUCCCUUAGUGGUUAGGGUAUGUAGGCAAGUGAUCCCUGUGGUUUGUGAAAUCAGCAGUGCUGAUCCUGAAGAAAGGGUGUCCCAGGUUCUUAGGCACAGUGGGGAGAGACUGGGUGGCCCAACUAGAGCCUACAACCACCUGGCCUUUCCAUCCCUCUCUGGAGAUGCCCCAGACCCCUGGGUCUCACAGGGCCUGCACCAGCACCAGGAGGCUCAUGACCAGGGCCAUGGAGAAGAAGAUGCCCAGGAAGAAGCGAUCCAUCACACGGGCCAGCCGCUUCCAGUCCUCAUGGCGGCGCUGGGCAACCCGGUGGCUGUGGAAGGUGUUAGCAAUGGUAGCUACGUGGCGCAACAAGGCUUCCUGACGGCACAGACACUGUGGCUCAUGGCAAGGAACUGCUGGAGGGUGAACCCCUUCGUUAGGAGGCUGGGGACUAGGGGGAGACUCAGGUGGUCUAGACCGCCCACAGGGCUCCCCUCGUUCCCUCACGCACAAGCCCCGUGCCAGGUGUCCCAGCAGGAGGGCCCGAGCCCAGGCUGGCACUGGUCGGGCACUGGGACCACAGUAAUGCAGGUUCAUGAUAAGGAUGGUGAGCGCUGUGGAGAAUGUGACCAUGGUCAUGGUGGCCAUGUAGUACUUCCCUGCAAGAGAGAGAGUGAGCUGGGGCCCAAACCAAAAACUCAGGGAGCCUGAGUGUGCCCACUGCCUCAACACAAAUAGGCACCAGCUCACCCACCAUGAGGCUCUCAGGACCCUCCAAUCCCAAUGGAUGGAGCCAGGGAGGAAAUAAGAGCCAAGGUCUCCCAACCCCUAUUUCUACAAGUGAGUUCUCACAAGCCACCUGCUCCCUAGUUGUUCUCCUCACUGCUGGACGCUGCACUCCCUCACAAUACAUGAAUGCCGUGCUAUCAAAUGUAGCAGCACAAUCUGGGGCAAGUUAUUGAUUCUUUUGGUACAACUGGGGUAACAACAGAACUUACCUCCUGGGUCUGUGUCUGUGAUGUCUCCUUGAAUUAAUAAAUGUCAAGUACUUAGGAGAGGA
Suricata suricatta (meerkat) is the source of this 3319-nucleotide messenger RNA. RefSeq names its product ADP-ribosyltransferase 1 (gene ART1). Gene Ontology annotation, molecular function: NAD+ poly-ADP-ribosyltransferase activity; NAD+-protein-arginine ADP-ribosyltransferase activity. The record is from RefSeq and is a predicted model, not a curated record. The transcript is spliced from 5 exons. NCBI's taxonomy places the organism in Eukaryota, Metazoa, Chordata, Mammalia, Carnivora, Herpestidae. Bases 97 to 1062 code for a protein of 321 amino acids.